This is a messenger RNA of Neodiprion virginianus, 1863 nucleotides long. RefSeq lists its product as uncharacterized. Bases 1 to 1863 code for a protein of 620 amino acids. The transcript has a single exon. The record is from RefSeq and is a predicted model, not a curated record. NCBI's taxonomy places the organism in Eukaryota, Metazoa, Arthropoda, Insecta, Hymenoptera, Diprionidae.
AUGUGCAGAAUCAUUUUUGGUGUUAUUGCCACGAUUUCUGUUGCUGUUCUUCUAAUCGAGAAAUCUGAAGAAGGAAAGUCUCCAUUGAGAUCUUCGUUUUACGAAACAUUUGAGUACGAGGAUGCUUUAACGGACAACUAUGAAGUUUUAUUGUUGGAAUUGGCAAAGCGUCAGUCUGCAAAGUCGACGGUAAACGUUGUUUUGUCACAUCAAGGUUGCUCAGUUUGUGACAGUGUUUUGGCAGAGCUAAUGAAUGCAUUGGCCCAAACGUACUUGACCUUUAAUCUUGAGUCCACCGGCGAUUCGAUUGACGAGAAAAAUACUGGGCUGAUUUCAAGCGUGGGGAAGUUCAGGUCAGUCAUAUUCCUGACAGUUAACGUUCCUGAUUUCAUUCACAAAUUUUCCAAACUUCGUUUGAAAUAUGCGUGGAACCCAAGAGCUGAGCAUUUGAUUUUUGCUGUAAUAAAACCGAACGCAGAUGAGCUGGAGAUGGUUUUUAACGAGUGCUUGACUCACCGAGUACUCAAUGUCGCAGUGAUUGUCCAUAAUCGAGAAGAAGCUUACACCUACAAUCCAUACCUCAAUCAUCGUCUUGAAAUGCGGGAAGUGGUGGAUUGGUCAGGAAUGUUCUACGACAAGCUCCGCAACAUGAACGGUCACUCGAUUCGGUCCAAGUACAUUCCGUACUCUGGCAGCGGCUUGGUGAAGUGGGUAAAAGAAGAGAGGGUGUUCAAAAUUUUCGGUACAGAUUUUGGCCACGCGAAAGCAGUCUACAAGGCCAUGAACGCUACUUCAAGUUCCAUCAAUGUGACGGAAGCCCAAUUUCUAUCCUACCAAAACUUUACAUAUCGUUACGAAAGGUGGGCGGACCAUCAAUUCGGUGGUUCCGAAAUGUGGCUCAAUUAUAUGCCAUAUGGCACAAAAUUUAAAGAACGAAUCGAACGUUCGUAUCCGGUGGCUAGAGGAGAUAUCCGAAUUCUGGCGCCAAAGAGCAGCAUUAAAAUGCCAAGUCUUCUCGCGCCCUACAAUAAAGCUACAUGGAUUUGCGUGCUGACUACUCUCGCAGUCUUUUCUAUUUAUUUGCACAUAUUUAAUAAGCUCCGGGGAAUCAUUGAUAAUGCUCUUUUUCGAACCCUAGGCGUUUUCCUGGGUAUGGACUUGGUGAAUGGGCGCCAAGAACUGGUGCAAAGGUUUACCUUCGCGAUGUUAAUGCUAUUCUCUCUGCUCAUCCUGAACGCGUACCAGGGUUCGUUGUACAGCGUACUGGCUAUCUCGUCUUAUCAUCCCGAAAUCGAUACGCUGUCUCAACUCCACCAGCGGACCAAAUCACUGUGGGCUUUACAGAACAUCGCCGUGCAUCUUCCGAAGCAAGAGCUGGGCUUGAGGGUGUUCACCUUCGACACUGUGGCCUAUGUGGAUUACAUGGCGACCCACCGUGACGAGGCUUACGCCUUCUCGAAUACAAUGGCCGACUACAUUUCCAGGCGAAAGAUCCUCUCGGAAAAUGGUGUGCCCUUUUACCACAUUAUGAAGGAGUAUUUCAUACCGGGUUUCAGGGUGUACUUCUUGCCUUACGGCUCGCCGUACCUUGAAAAAAUCGACAGAAUUGUUCUUGCUUGCAAUGAGGCUGGCCUGAGUGAAUACUGGAAGGAGGAGAGUUACUUCCAGGACAUACUGACAGGGGAUACGAUAAUCUCUACAUUCGCGGAGAGACCGCUAAAGAAAUUGUCUCUCCACACCCAGCUGAUGAGCUUCUACAUUUGGGGGGCUGGGCUCUUUACAAGCCUCUGCUGCUUCAUUGCGGAGAUUUACUUUUACCACGAUCUGAAGAAGGGUGCGUCGAGACAGCCGGCCACGCGGUAA